Lottia gigantea (owl limpet) is the source of this 3485-nucleotide messenger RNA. RefSeq lists its product as hypothetical. The transcript has 2 exons. Bases 1 to 1716 code for a protein of 571 amino acids. Gene Ontology annotation, molecular function: Wnt-protein binding; Wnt receptor activity. Gene Ontology annotation, cellular component: plasma membrane. The record is from RefSeq and is a predicted model, not a curated record. NCBI's taxonomy places the organism in Eukaryota, Metazoa, Mollusca, Gastropoda, Lottiidae. Gene Ontology annotation, biological process: canonical Wnt signaling pathway; non-canonical Wnt signaling pathway.
AUGAUAUCUCACCUUGUGGGGUUAGCCCUCCUGUUGUGUGGGACGGGCUGUUAUGGACUAUCUAUUGACGGCCCUCACCCACCGCGAUGUGAGCCGAUAACCAUACCAAUGUGUAAAGAUAUGAAAUAUAAUACAACUAGAAUGCCAAAUCUUGUGGGACAUGAAAAUCAAAAGGAUGCUGCUAUUCAAGUACACGAGUUUUUACCAUUAGUGCAGUUUGGAUGUUCACGAUUAUUAAAGUUUUUUCUGUGUUCUCUGUACGCUCCAAUGUGUACUGAAUUGGUGGACGGGACAAUCAUAAUACCUGCUUGCAGAUCGAUGUGUUUGAAAGUUAAAGCGAAAUGUGAACCUGUACUGACAAAAUUUGCCUUUCCUUGGCCAAAAAUGUUGUCUUGUGACAAUCUUCCUGAAAAGAGCAACCCAAAAGAAACCUUGUGUAUGGAAGCUCCGGAGGAAGAUGAUGAACCUUAUCAAGGGAAUUCUGGAGACUGGAAGAAAUUAUUCAAUGAAGUGAAAGAAAAGCCUUCAACCAAACCAACUAUUAAUAAAAAGCAAAAGAAACCAGAGAAGGAUAAAUGUCCUCAGAGAUUUGUUCAUAUUGAUACGAUACAAGGCAAUAGUUCAUGUGCCCCCAGGUGUGAUGUGGAUGUUUAUUUUCGACAAGGAGAUAAAGAUUUUGCUCAAAUGUGGAUGAUAGUAUGGGCUUCACUGUGUUGUUUAUCAACUACGAUUACUGUUUUAACCUUUGCUAUUGAUUCUACCCGAUUUAAAUACCCCGAAAGACCCAUUAUUUUUCUCUCUAUGUGUUACGCCAUAUACUCAAUUGCUUACAUCAUUAGGGCUGUAACGGGACCACAAGUUAUCUCGUGCGAUCAGGCCCGUGAUGGCAAGGAAUUCUUAAUUCAAGAGGGAUUAGAAAGUACAUGGUGCAUUAUUGUGUUUCUUAUUUUAUACUUCUUUGGAAUGGCCAGUUCUAUUUGGUGGGUCAUCCUAACUGUUACGUGGUUUUUAGCUGCUGCCCGCAAGUGGGGACAAGAGGCUAUUGAUGCCUUGAGUAGUUAUUUUCAUUUAGCAGCGUGGGCAAUACCUGCCAUUAAAACUAUAAUUAUAUUGACAAUGCGAAGAGUUGAUGGCGAUGAAUUAACUGGAUUGUGUUAUGUAGGAAAUCAGGAUAUCGGUGCAUUAACAGGAUUUGUAUUAAGUCCUCUAAUAGUAUAUUUAUUUAUUGGUUCAGUGUUUUUAUUAUCGGGAUUUGCGGCAUUACUUCGUAUUAGAAACAAUCUUAAACAUGACGGUACAAAUAUCCGUAAACUAGAAAAACUCAUGGCUAAGAUUGGUAUAUUUUCUGUGUUAUAUACAGUGCCUGCAACAUGUGUGAUAGGAUGUUAUUUUUAUGAACGUAUUAACUAUGAUAAUUGGCGACAACAGGCUAUGGCUAGGCCUUGUGCAAGUCGUACGGAUUGUCAUUUAGAGUAUUCAAUACCUACAGUGGAAGUUUAUAUGUUAAAGAUUUUUAUGUCUCUAGUAGUAGGUAUCACAAGUGGUAUGUGGAUCUGGAGUUCCAAAACAGCCGCUUCCUGGAAACAAUUCUUCUCUAAUCGAUUCUCGAGGAGAAAGUCAAACUAUUCUGGGGGCUACCAACAAGCCCCUGUCAUCAUGAUGAAGUCACAACAUGGACAGAAAUAUUUGCCUAAAGUUACAGGCUCUCGUGUGUGACACUAGUUUAACCGUCAGAAAAGUGGCUUGUUUGUUUAACGCCCCAACCCUUCUUAGUAUGAUAUUGAGUCGCGACUUAACCGUUUACAAACCUAAUUUAAACUGAGAUUCUCAAUGGAGAGAAAUUCGGGUCAAUAGACUUGUGAGUUAUUAGGAGAAGGAUGAUUAAAUAAGACGAGAGAGUAUGAUAUGAUUGAAGCUAUGGAUGAAGUAUGAUAAAUAUGUUACAAACAAUUACUACAUAUUAUAAUAUAAUUAUCAUUGACUUUCUGUCACACCUGCAGUCUACCCUUACAUCAACUAUGUCAAUGUAUUAUAUAUGAAACACCAUUUUAUAGACUCAUUGCAUGUAUUCAAAAUAUGUACUGAUGCAAUAUAUAAUUUUUAUUCAUUAUGAGUUUAGGCCUUACAGGGAAAUUUUCACUCGAUUUUCAUAAAAUUUAUCUAAUUUUCAUUUAAUGAUAGGCUACUUUUUCUUAUUGAAUUUUUACAUUGCACUUCUAUUCGGCAUGCUUAAAGAUCUGCAACCUGAGCACUUUAAAGAUCCAUUGACAAUUGAUAAUCAAAAGCUUAGGUAUUUUCACUUCUGAAAUAAUCCAGUGUUGGAUUCAGAACAGAAGGACGUAACACUCAAUUUCAUUUCAUUUUUCAAUAUCGUGCAACUAGUAACAGAAAUAUCAUAUUUAAUGCAUCUUGUUAUGCUCAAAUAAAACUAUUUCUUUCUUGAUCUUUCCAAAAUAGUCGGUCAAUCGAGUGGAAAUGCUUCUAUUGGAAGUGAUUUGCCUUUGAUCUGUGAAUUGUGAAUAUAACAAUGUAAUUGUACAAUACAAAACUAUCGAGUGAGAAUGCCCCUCGAACAUUUAUUUGCAUUAAUGCUCUAUGCUUCCAUCUUAUUCAUACAGAGAAAAUAAAUGUUUAGGACUAGAUAUCGUGUCUGUGUUGAAUAUUUGAGGUCGUGUUGGUUGAUAUCGAUGUCUUUCAGUAACUACUAUACGUAUAAAAGUAAUAUUAUUUGGGAGUAGUGGGGCGGAAGGUAAUAAAAAAUGACUUGUAUAAUGGCGUAUUCUAACGGUGAACAUUAAGACUUUUAUCAAAUAGAAUUCAGGGAUAUUAAAUCAUUGCUGUUAUUAACCGUUGUUGAAAUUAUUCAUAGAAUGAUUUGGAAAUUUGAAGCUAGCCAGAUGAGUUAGGUCUGUUACGCCCAAUUGCCAAGGGAGAUUUGGAGUUGAAAGAGAUGAAUACUUGUAAGAAAAUGAAUUGUAAGUGAGAAUCUGAUGUGUUUAUUUGUGUCUGGUUGAAAGAGAGAAUCUGACGAUAUAACAUGUGCUAAAUAUCGACUUAGAUCUUACAAACUUGAACAAAUCUUUUUUACCAUCAAGAAAAGUUGUGUAUUGAGUAACAUGGUAUUUGUUAUGAAGAAAAUUAGCCCUCUUGUUUUCUUCUUGUUAAAAUAUGUUCUGUUUUUAUAUAUAAUAUUGUUAUCAACUGUUGAAUUUCUAUUUGAUAUUUUUAACCGACAUAAAAAGAGUCGCAACUUUGUCAAAUAUCAAAUUUCUGAAGAAAACUGAAUGCUAAUUUUUAACCAAAUUGUUAAUUUUGUUAAAUUGAAAUAAGAAUCUUUGAAUAAGAGCUAUUUUAUAUAAUUUUGAAAGAAAACCUUUCAUGUUUCAGAUUGAAAACGUAUUUUAUGUUUGUAUUAAAAUUUCAUAUUUUGUUUGGCCUUUCUAUUUUUGACUAAGUAAAUAAAGUGUUUGUUGUCAUAUUAAAUG